Molecule: messenger RNA, 1453 nt
Organism: Humulus lupulus (European hop)
Lineage: Eukaryota; Viridiplantae; Streptophyta; Magnoliopsida; Rosales; Cannabaceae
Exons: 10
Coding region: 218-1096 (292 amino acids)
Source: RefSeq, a predicted model, not a curated record
UAGCAGCGCCGCCCCGAACAACCCCCAAUUCCAAUUCCAAUUCCCAGCCCCAUCGUCGUCCUCUCUUUUUCUUCCUCUGUCUAUCCAUGCAAUUAUGAGCUAUGACAGAGAUGUACAAGUCUAACGAGGAAUUGGAAUCAAGCUAUUCUUAACCAGUGCUAAGAACUCUACUAAUCCGGUUAGAAAUGGGGUUUUCCUGCCUUCCAAACACCUUGUUAUGAAGUUACACUUGUCCAAAUGGAACGGGAUUUUGCAAAACCUCUUUCAAAGCUUAAAGUUUGAACCUUUGACAGAAAUGAAGAAGGCUAGAGCAGUUGCUUCCAUUGCGUUCUUGGUGAUCAUUUUUCUCCAAGGAAACCAGGCAGAAGAAGGAUCUGACGGUUCAAGAACAUUAAUACAAGAUAAGGAAGAUGCUCUGGAAGUACAUUGUUCCAGGGAAAGAAGUAGAGUAGCAUGGAAAAUCAUUGAGGAUUACUUGAUGCCAUUUGUGGAACAAGCACACUAUCAGAUUCCAAACAAGUGUCGACUUCACCAUGACAACGACAUCUUUAGAGAUCAGGAGGAGCACAAGGUUCAUGUGGAUACAAAUGAAUGGCAGUGUGCAUACUGUAAGAAAAGCUUCCGUGCUGAAAAGUUUCUCGAUCAGCAUUUUGAGAGCAGACACUAUAAUCUUCUUAAUGUUAAUGGCAGCAAGUGCUUAGCUGAUUUAUGUGGGGCACUACAUUGUGACCAUGUGACAAAUACCAAGUCACGCAAAACCAAAUGCAAUCCUGCAGCAGUUGCAAGGAAUCGCUAUUUAUGUGAGAGUCUUGCUGACAGCUGUUUCCCCAUUAACCGGGGACCCUCAGCAAGUCGCCUUCAUGAAUUCUUUCUGCAUCAAUUUUGUGAUGCUCACACUUGCUUGGGGAAACUAAAACCUUUCUCAAGGGGAGGCAAGAAAGAAACAAGUGUACUAUACCUGGCUACUUCAAUACUGAUUUUGAUGUUGCUCCCUAUUUUCUAUGUUAUUGUUUUUUUGCACCAAAGAGAGAUGAGAAUGAGGACCCAGGAUCUGAAACGCAUCUCACCAAUUGGGCGGAAAACCAAAUCUUCGUAAUUGGUUAUGCUUUGGAAGCCAUCUAUCAGAUGGACAGAUCAAAAUCAUGAUCUCCUUGUCCCAAUUGGACUUGCUCUCACAAUUUUCGCAGCAAAAGCGGUGUACUGAUUGCACUACUCAAGUCCUUGCAUGAAACCAACCUCAGCUACAUCACCAACUAAAAACUACAGGGGCCUACAUAUGUCAUACUUUUACCUUAGUAAAGGUUCUGGCUGAUGAAUUUUUUAAUGGUUUGUUUUGUACAUGUAUAAUAAUACCUGUCCAAUUUAGGUUUGUGAUGUAUCAAAUAAUUCCGCUAAAUGUACAUUACAUGUAUUUUGACACCAAAAUACCAUAGCACCUUGAUUUUUUCCCCAA